Aspergillus niger is the source of this 960-nucleotide messenger RNA. RefSeq lists its product as uncharacterized. The transcript has a single exon. The coding region runs from base 1 to 960 and encodes 319 amino acids. The record is from RefSeq and is a predicted model, not a curated record. NCBI's taxonomy places the organism in Eukaryota, Fungi, Ascomycota, Eurotiomycetes, Eurotiales, Aspergillaceae.
AUGUCAUCAACCCCUCACCUCAGCGCCCUCCAACGCGACGGCUUCGUCGUGAUCCCCUCGCUCCUAACCCCCACCGAAAUCGCCCACUACCGCACCAUAGCCACCCACGCGACCACGCUCACCCGGACAGGAAAAUGGCCGCACUUCCGCACCGUACCGAAGCAAUUUCCUCCCUGGCCCACGACCCCGCCGCCAGCCUCGGAAGGCGGAAUCUGGGGUGUGCAGCACCUCCUGCACCCCGAGAUGCCGGGACGGAGUGAAUUCGCCAAGUUCUAUUUCUCGGAGAAGGUGCUUGCCGUGGCGGAGGAGUUGCUUGGUCUGACAUCAGACACCAACACUACUAGCACCAAUGGUGAUGCUCCCGAGCCACUCGUAAUGGAACUCUUCAACCUGCUCGUCGCGCCCGAAACCAAAGACUUCGAACUCCGCUGGCACCGCGACGACAUCCCCGAGACCGCGACCCCGGAGGAAGAACUAAAGAUGCUGCAGGCCAAGAGUCCCAAUGGGAAGCAGUCGCACGCGCAGUAUAAUCUGGCGCUGUGUGCGGAUUCAUCCUUGAUUGUGAUUCCGGGGUCGCAUCGACGGGUGCGCACGGAAGUGGAGCGCAAUGCAGCGCCAUAUGAGCCGGAGUUGCCGGGGCAGUUGGUGGUGGAGUUGAAGCCUGGUGAUGCGGUCUUUUAUGAUAGUAAUAUUCUGCAUCGCGGGGUGUAUAAGUGUAAAGAGGAGGGAGGGGAGGAGACGAGGCUGACGUUGCAUGGCAGUUUGGGGUUGAAUGCGGCGGGUUUGGCGGCGGAGGAGGAUAAGAAGGUAAGGGCUACGGCGGUGUUGCAGCAUGGGGUCGGGGCGUGGGUGCAUCGGGAGGAUGCUGCUUUUGGGAUUGGGGAAAGGGCGGAGAGGAUGCGUGCGAAUUUGGUGGCGAUGGGGAGUGGGGAGGGGGUCGGGUAUUCUUUGCAGGGUUGA